AUGUCUGCUCAUAAGACAGCCUUGAAAACCACUGAGGAAGUGGCUCUUCAGAUCGUCUUGCUGUGCCAGGUUGGGGCUGGGACUGUGGCCAACAUCUUUCUGCUUGUCCGUAAUUUCUCUCCAGUCUUGACUGGCAUUCGGCUGAAGCCCACAGAGGCGAUUCUCAGUCACAUGGCUGUGGCCAACACCUUGAUUCUUCUCGUCGCUGGGUUUCCAAACGAUGUGAUGGUUUUUGCUCCGAGGAGUCCUCUGACCGACCUCAAGUGUAAACUCGAACACUUCAUUCGCCUGGUGUCUCGAAGCAUAAACUUGUGCUCCACCUGUGUCCUGAGUACCUAUCAGUGUGUCACCCUUCUUCCUGGUAACUGGGGUUGGGUCAUGCUUAGAGGAAGGGUCCCAAAUUUGGUGAGUUAUUCUUGUUACAGUUGUUGGUUGCUCGGCAUCUUAAAUAAUGUCUACAUUCCAAUGAAAGUCACUGGCCCACAGAACACAAGCAAUGACACUAUUUCUAAAAGCAAGUUGCUCUGUUCCACAUCUGGUUUCAGUGUAGGCAUUGUCUUCUUGCGUUUUGCCCAUGAUGCUACAUUCAUCAGCAUCAUGGCCUGGACCAGUGUCUCCAUGGUGAUUCUCCUCCAUAGACAUCGCCAGCGAACACAGCACAUCCUCACUCCCAAUCAGAACCACAGAGGCCAUGCUGAGACCAGAGCAGCCCACACCAUCUUGAUGGUGGUGGUCACAUUUGUUGCCCUGUACCUCCUAAAUUUUAUUUCUAUCGUCUGUCAGACAUUUUUAAUGGACUCUCGUCUUUGGUUGAGGCACAUAGGUGAAGUUUUGGCUGUUAGCUACCCCACUAUUUCUCCCUUCCUGUUGAUCUUGAGAGAUCCUAAGGAUCCUUGUUCUGUGCUCUUCAACCAUUGA
Molecule: messenger RNA, 918 nt
Organism: Peromyscus californicus insignis
Lineage: Eukaryota; Metazoa; Chordata; Mammalia; Rodentia; Cricetidae
Product: vomeronasal type-1 receptor 4-like
Exons: 1
Coding region: 1-918 (305 amino acids)
Biological process (GO): G protein-coupled receptor signaling pathway
Cellular component (GO): membrane
Molecular function (GO): pheromone receptor activity
Source: RefSeq, a predicted model, not a curated record